ACUUGGAGACAGAUUAUGAUGCUGAAAAUAUGUCUCCAGAAAAUCCUAUUAAUAAUAGAAACUUUCUCAAACAGAGCAUAAAGCAAUUAAGUAUAAUUUUUGACCUGAAGGACUCUAGAACUAGUAAUGGACCCAGCUAUGCUACAUUCCAUGGACUACAGGAUUGUCAAGGUGAUGCUGAUCAAAAGGUUACUAACAAGGAAGAAAUGCCUGCUUUUACCAGCCAGACUCUUGCUCACAACAUAGAAAAGGCAUAUGAAUGUAAAGAGUGUGGGAAGUGCUUUGGUUGUAGGUCAACUCUUAUUCAACAUCAGAGUAGUCAUACUGGAGAGAAGCCCUAUGAAUGUAAGGAGUGUGGGAAGACCUUCAGACUCCCCCAACAUCUUACAAGACAUCAGAAGUCUCACAGUGCUGAGAGACCUUUCAAAUGUAAUGAAUGUGGAAAGGAUUUUCAUCUUCCUGCAUUGCUCAAGCACCAUAAAAUCAUUCAUACAGGUGAAAAACCAUUUGAAUGCGAAGAAUGUGGGAAGUCCUUCAACCGGGUCUCCAACCUUGUUGCACAUAGAAUUAGUCAUGCUGAUGUGAGACCAUAUGAAUGUAAUGAGUGUGGGAAAGCCUUUAAACAUCGAAAAGGCCUCAUGCAACAUGAGAAAAUUCAUUCUGAUGAGAGACCCUUUCAGUGUAAGGACUGUGGAAAGGGCUUCAUUGUUCUGGCAGAGCUCACUAGGCACCAGAACAUUCAUACUGGAGAAAAGGCAUUUGAAUGCCAUGAAUGUGGGAAGGCCUUCAGACUCCCCCAACAGCUUACAAGACAUCAGAAGUCUCACAGUGGUGAGAAACCUUUCAAAUGUAAUGAAUGUGGAAAGGCUUUUCAUCUUCCUUACCUACUCAAGCACCAUAAAGCCAUUCAUACAGGUGAAAAACCAUUUGAAUGCAGGGAAUGUGGGAAGUCCUUUAACCGGGUCUCCAACCUUGUUGAACAUAGGCUUAUUCAUGCUGAUGUGAAACCACACAAAUGUAAUGAGUGUGGGAAAGCCUUUAAACGACUCAAAAGCCUCAUUAAACAUCAGAAAAUUCAUUCUGGUGAGAGACCCUUUCAGUGCAAGGACUGUGGAAAGGCCUUCAUUGUUCUGACUCAUCUCACAAGGCAC
Molecule: messenger RNA, 1151 nt
Organism: Grammomys surdaster
Lineage: Eukaryota; Metazoa; Chordata; Mammalia; Rodentia; Muridae
Product: zinc finger protein 59-like
Exons: 1
Biological process (GO): regulation of transcription by RNA polymerase II
Cellular component (GO): nucleus
Molecular function (GO): RNA polymerase II cis-regulatory region sequence-specific DNA binding; DNA-binding transcription activator activity, RNA polymerase II-specific
Source: RefSeq, a predicted model, not a curated record